CUCUACGAGUGUCGAUUAUGUCCACGAUGAAGGAGACGUCAUCGCAGAAGGCGACAGCAUGUUUGUACAUUGUCGUUGGGCUCCACCUUGUUGCGUUUGUGACGGUAACGAUCCUCCAAGCAGGGAGGAUACAGAAUCUUGAAAAUCAAUUAACAAUUAAGACGGUUGCUGAAGAUGUGUUGCUGGAAGUUCGCGACCCUAGGGCCAGGCGGAGUGGUCAUGGCAGUAACGAUCUCAGGGAAACCCGAGAACCUUCCCAACAGGGGCAACCUGGGGAUCAGAUCUCAACUAAUCUUGUGAAACAGGAAGUGAUUGCUGUUCUGCGAGAUCUCGCGAGAUUGAUGGGAGACCAUGAAACCUCACGACAGACUCGACUGACAGUGGGAUCUGACCUCGGUGACCUUUUCAAAGAUUUGACAGAAGCAGAGUUGCACCAAUUUGAAAAUUACUGCUCAAACAACAGCAAGAUUUGUUUACCAGGUCCCAAGGGGGAUCAAGGCUCCGCCGGGGUGAAAGGAGACGCAGGAGCGAUGGGUGCGAAGGGAGAUGGGGGCGUGAAGGGAGAGCCAGGAAUGCCGUCUCCCCCUGGUCCAAAAGGAGAGCCGGGGUAUACAGGUUCUCCAGGCCCAAAAGGUGAACAAGGCAAUGAUGGCCAGUCCGGACGUAAGGGCGAUAUCGGGAGUAAGGGAAAUAUGGGCCUGACGGGGCUUCCUGGUUUAAAGGGGGAACCCGGGCCCUAUGGGCCAGCAGGCCCCUCGGGUCCUAAAGGCGAAGCUGGAGCUAGAGGGGAUCCUGGUAUUGCUGGUGUGAAGGGAGAUCCUGGUGCCCCUGGGGCUAAAGGCGACACAGGAGACAGAGGGCUCCAGGGAAGCCAGGGACCCAUGAGCCUUCCUUCCCCAUCCUCCACAGCAUGUUGCAUGAAUCUGACCGAGCCUGCAUUCCACGCACCGAGUGGCUCCAUUACGGUCACCGAGGGAUCUCCGGUUGUGCUCGCCUGUGAUCCCAUUGGCUACCCUCCACCCCACGUGACAUGGACGCCUGACGUUUCCACACUUGACUCUUCCCGAUUUUCAUUGAAGGGGUACGAUCUCAGCAUCAGAAAUGUGACAGUGGGCGACCACGGGGCCUACACCUGCACGUCCUCUAACGUGUUUGGGACGGAACAGAAGGUGAUCCUGCUUCAGGUCUUGAGACAUAUAAAAGUGACCAGUGUACAUAUGAACCACACUGUGACCGAAGGUGAACCAGUGAUGCUGGAAUGCAAGUUUGACAGCGAGAAGCCCCUGUCUAUCACCUGGUAUCACGUCAGCGUGGAUGGGUCCAGACAACUGGUCUCUUCCGGUAUCAGCCCCACGACGGGCGGGUCACAGCUGUACCUGCCCAUCUCCCGUUACCAGGACAACGGGCGCUACGUCUGUGAAGCAAACAAUGGUCCCGAGACAGUGGAUGUCAGUACCUACCUCAGUGUUGAAUCUCGGCCCCACAUCACCAGCUUGUCCGGGGACGGGCUUGUCACAGCUACUGCAGGACAGACAAUCCGACUGUGGUGUAACGCCACCAGCUUCCCUCCAGGCACCGUCACGUGGACAAGCACGGCUGCCAACUCCCAUCUGUUCAGCCAUAGUGACGGGUCUCUUUUCGUUGCCAACAUUGAUAAAACGAACGAAGGACGUUACAGAUGCCAAGCCCAGAAUUUACAUGGCUACGAUAUAGCGUAUAUUACCCUGAAGGUACAAGACCCACCAAAAGCCAGCCUUGCACCGAGUGUCACCCCUGCGAAGGGGGUCAUCUUCUUUGACUGUACGGUGACGGGCGACCCACCGCUUCAGGUGACGUGGACAAAGGAUGGCCAGCCCCUUGAUCUCAGCAACAAGGGCAAGUACGUACAGAUCCCCGGGUCAGGGGGCAGCCACAAGCUCCUCAUCAACCAGAUCGCCCCCACCGACUAUGGAAUGUAUUCAUGUUCCGCCACAGACAGUUUGGCAUCGGCAACGAGCAGUGCAUAUGCGUACAAUGACCAGGGACCAGGAACCUGUAACACAACAUUCUCACAGUGCACGUUUGAAUAUUGUGGACUCCACUGCCCCGCCACCUGUCUAGCGGAUCCAACACCGGUGUAUGGAAGCACAACAUAUGCAUCGUCCUCCUCUGUGUGCCGGUCCGCCAUACACGAUGGUCUGCUGUCUGAGCAUGCGCCAGGGACGGUGGUGUGGCAGAAUGUUGGUCAACAGAGCCAGUUCACAGCUUCCACUUCGCACGGGGUGACGUCACUCGCACUAGGGAACCCUGCUUUAGGUGCCAAGCCACUGGUCCUGGACAAGAAGAAUCUGUGAUGUAGCGGACAUGAACCUUUGUCAAAUAAACCAUAACAUCAUGUC
Molecule: messenger RNA, 2378 nt
Organism: Haliotis rufescens (red abalone)
Lineage: Eukaryota; Metazoa; Mollusca; Gastropoda; Lepetellida; Haliotidae
Product: hemicentin-2-like
Exons: 15
Coding region: 18-2333 (771 amino acids)
Cellular component (GO): neuron projection
Source: RefSeq, a predicted model, not a curated record